CUCCUAUGUCAACAUCAGAGGCUGAGCGAAAUUUCUCAACAUUGAAAAGAAUCAAGACUUUUCUUCGUAAUACUAUGACCCAGGAUCGCCUUACAGCAUUGUCGAUGCUGUCCAUUGAAAAGGAAUUUAUUUCGACCAUGGAAAAUUUCAACGGAAAGGCGAUCGACAAAUUUGCUGCCCAGAAGGAGCGCAGGAUCGAACUGACAUAUGAAAAAUAGGUAAGUUCGGAUUUGCAGAACACCUGUUUUAUUUUGCCACGAGCCGCCGCUGCCACACGGGCUUUCUUUUUUUGUCGAUCUUUGAUGCACAAAAAACAAAACACACAACUACGCUACGACUUCGCACAUUUGACUGCUGGAGAUCGCAACGUGAAAA
This is a messenger RNA of Acanthoscelides obtectus, 375 nucleotides long. The record is from the annotation of a GenBank genome assembly. NCBI's taxonomy places the organism in Eukaryota, Metazoa, Arthropoda, Insecta, Coleoptera, Chrysomelidae.